Molecule: messenger RNA, 321 nt
Organism: Prorocentrum cordatum
Lineage: Eukaryota; Dinophyceae; Prorocentrales; Prorocentraceae
Source: the annotation of a GenBank genome assembly
AUGUUUUGUCUGACGUCGAUGAAGGCAAAGGCAUUGGCAAGGUAUCAAAGGAGAGAUGGCCCGCAAUAUCUUGGCGAAUUUCAUACGCAGGAAGACGGGGAAGACAGGCGGCGUUCCGUCGGCAACGUCAGGCAGCAAACUCGUCUGCAGCAGCAGCAGUACCAGGUGGAUGUACUACCAGACGUGCCGACGAUUAGCAAGGGGGGUUCGCCGAAUGCGGUCUCCUGCAUUGAUGGCGCCGCCGAGCUCGGGCGAUCCUCUCUCCGACGUUCCGCCGCGAGGUCCCGCUCAGAGGCCAGGCGGCGGCCCCGCAGGCUUUGA